GCCUGUUGGUAUGCGGUGAUUCGUUCGAAGCUCGACAGUUAUUCCUCGUUAUUGCUGUUGUGUACGCGUUACUUGGUAGUUGUAGCGUUUCUGUGGGAAUCCGUGCACCGUGACAAUAUCAGCAUAAGUGUUGGCCAUCUUCUUAUACGUGAGUGAACUACUGUCUCUACAAUGGUGGACACUGACAAUAACAGCAGUCCUGUUCGGGAUUUCUUUCGAGGAAAAGACAUUUUCAUUACUGGAGGAACUGGUUUUCUUGGCAUGGCGCUGAUUGAGAAGCUGCUUCGAGUAUUCCCAGAUGUUGGAACUAUUUAUGUACUGGUCCGCCCAAAGAAAGGCAAAGAAGUUUCAGCAAGAAUAGAAGAACUUACCAAGAAUCGAGUGUAUGAUAAGCUGAAAGAAUUGCGAGGUGAAAACAUAUUCCAGAAACUGGUUGCCGUGGCUGGAGAUGUGGCUGAGGAUAACCUAGGGUUAAGCCCUGCUGACAGAAACUUACUAACUCAAAAUGUCAGUAUUGUUUUCCAUUCAGCUGCCACACUGGACUUCAAUGUUGAUCUUAAAUCAGCUAUUAGUAUCAACCUUCUGGGGACACAAAGAGUGGUGCAACUGUGCAAGGAUAUUUCUCAUCUGAAGGCUCUUGUACAUGUGUCUAGCGCAUAUGUAAACAGCAAUCGAAAAGGAGGAGCGAAGGAGAUUGUUUAUCCUGUACCAGAGAAUGCAGAGAAGGUGAUCAAUGUUGCAGCAGGUCUCAGUGAUGAGGUACUUCUUGAAUUGACACCAGCGCUUCUCAAUGACCAUCCAAACACAUACACAUUCACCAAAGCUCUGGCAGAACAUGAAGUUGUUAAUGCUAUCAAUCAAGUGCCAUCAGUUAUUGUCCGACCAAGCAUCAUUACUUGUGCUUGGAAGGAACCAGUUCCAGGCUGGAUUAACUCUAAGAAUGGGCCAUCAGGCUUUAUAAUGGGCGCAGCAAAGGGUGUAGUCCGUCGUUUGCCUGCUAAUAAAAAACUUAUUUAUGAUUAUAUUCCUGUUGACAUAGUAAUCAAUGAACUCAUUGUUGCGGCAUGGCACGUGGGCACAAUCAGGCCACAUACUACACCUGUAUACCACUGCACAUCCAGUACUACAAAUCCUUUCCAGUGGUCAGCAGUGGAGCACAAGAUCAAGGAAAAUCUGCACAAAUAUCCAUUAAAAUCAGCCGUUUGGUAUCCCACAGUGAAGUUUUUACCAAGUUUGCUGCUUUUCAGAAUAUCAGCCAUUUUUGUCCAUUUCAUCCCUGCUUAUAUUCUGGACACGAUCACUAGGAUAGUUGGUGGCAGACCAAUAUUGGUUCGCUUGCACACAAAUGUUGAUAAAUCUCUGGGUCAGCUAGCACCAUUUAUUUUCAAUGAUUGGCGAUUCGAUAACUCCCAAACCAAAGACCUUCAGAAAACACUCAGUGGUCAAGACAAAGAUAUGUUCAAUCUUGAUAUUUCAAAGUUGGACUGGGAAGAUUACUUUGUUGACAUGAUCAAGGGAAUAAGAAUGUACCUAAACAACGAACAUCCACGAACUCUCCCAGCAGCAAAGCGCAAAGAUUCUAUACUGAUGGUACUGAACUUACUGACACAAGCAUUGGUGUUUGGCUUCAUCUGGUGGAUUGGUUCAGUAGCACUAGGAACCCCUAUGACCAAAUGCAGCUGGAUUGUUGUCAUUUCAUAUAUAAUCUUUAGCUUUCUUUAGUGUUUUGGCAGACACAGACCACUGAACCAAAAGAAGAGAGUAUCUUCUUACUGCAGUUUCAAUAAGAUACUUUUCUAAAUAUUUACAAAUACUUAAACUUUGUAAGCAUUUAGAUAUUGAUGUAAUGUGUGAUGGGAAUCUUAUUUGGACUGAUUUAAGUUAAUUAUGGCUAAUUAGAUAAACAAUUAUAUGAAUAGAAAACAGUAAACUACAGGUUCAUUAGCAAAUUCAUUCAUGAGUUCAUGUGAGUUGAAAAAUGUAUGAAAGUUAAAUAAUAUGAAUUGGUUGUACAUGACUUUUUACUACAGUUUAUGUUUUGUUAUAAUAAUUUUGCAUGUUACUUAUCAUUGGUGAUUUCAUAAAUGUUAUACAUUUGUAAAGGAAACUGGCUGCUUUCCUCUCUUCCUCAAUUACAGUAUACCUGGUGAUCAGUAAUGUAAAGGAUUUUGGGCAGUAAAGAUAAACAAAAAUUGGAUGUAAUGGACUAUCAAUCUUCUAGAGAAGUAACAUUAAAAAGGAAUAAUAAUAAUAA
Zootermopsis nevadensis is the source of this 2254-nucleotide messenger RNA. Its product is annotated as putative fatty acyl-CoA reductase CG8306. Lineage: Eukaryota; Metazoa; Arthropoda; Insecta; Blattodea; Termopsidae. Gene Ontology annotation, molecular function: alcohol-forming very long-chain fatty acyl-CoA reductase (NADP+) activity. Gene Ontology annotation, cellular component: peroxisome. Gene Ontology annotation, biological process: long-chain fatty-acyl-CoA metabolic process. The record is from RefSeq and is a predicted model, not a curated record.